Messenger RNA from Oncorhynchus keta (chum salmon), 10673 nucleotides. RefSeq names its product nuclear receptor-interacting protein 1-like. Gene Ontology annotation, cellular component: nucleus. Gene Ontology annotation, molecular function: signaling receptor binding; transcription coregulator activity. NCBI's taxonomy places the organism in Eukaryota, Metazoa, Chordata, Actinopteri, Salmoniformes, Salmonidae. The record is from RefSeq and is a predicted model, not a curated record. The transcript has 2 exons. Gene Ontology annotation, biological process: regulation of transcription by RNA polymerase II. The coding region runs from base 4286 to 8206 and encodes 1306 amino acids.
AAGAGAGCAGAAAGAGAGGAAGUAGGAGAGGAAAUAAGAAAGGAGGAGAGAAACCGGUCAGGGAAUGAUAAAGCUCUCAUCUCUACAGCUGGCCUGCCUUUUGCCCAUGGCUACUGUGGAAAAAAUCUCUUUAAAAUACGUUUGGAUGUCAUUGCGUGACAUUGUCAAAGAUAAUGGAUAAUCAAUCACCGUGGUAACUGGAGUCGAUGGAGAGCGGCUCAUUGGCCCUUUGGUGUCUCACCAUGGAGAUGGGGGAGGGGUCAGGUUUUUGGGGGCCAGGAAUGAGAUGACAUGUUAACAGAUGUGUAAGAUAAUUUUCAAUAUGUACAACAGGCGAGAUAAUGUAAUAGUCAUACACACGCCUGUAUCGCCUGUGCUGCUCCUGAAAGCAGAGAGGAGGGUCUGGGCUUUAAGGAUUAGACUUAAAGGACAGGCUCCAUUUAUUAAGGUAAUUUAUUUGUUCACAGUGCAACAUGCACGCUCAUUUACAGCACACUAGGGCUGCGUGAUAGGGCCAGAGGAUUUUAGGCUUGACUCUGACCUUGACUUUAACCCAUUAAAAUAUUAUAAUCAACUGUAAAUUACAAAGUAAUACAGGGUUAUGAGGCCCAUGAAGUGGAACGUAUAACAAAUUGAAAUCUAAAAUAAUAGGAGGACAAACCUGGACAAAACUGACAGUGAAGUAGUUAUAUUUGUAGAACAUUGCAUAGGAAUCUAAAUCCUCUUUUGUAGACUCUACUCUUGUGCUUGAUCAAUGAUUUCCAUUUGCAUAGUUAUUUGCUGAAUUCCAGCAUUCACUUCCAGCAUUUUAAUUAAUUUCUUAAUUUCCUGCACUAACGUAUCAUUUACAUACUGUCAAAUCAAAUCAAAUUGUAUUAGUCACAUGCACCGAAUACAACUUACAGUGAGAUGCUUACUUACGAGCCCCUAUCCUACAAUGCAGUUUAAAAAAAAAGAAGGAUAUGAAUAAGAAAUAAAAGCAUCAAGUAAUUAAAGAGCAGCAGUACAAUAACAAUAGUGAGACUAUAUACAGGGGGGUACCGGUACAGAGUCAAUGUGCAGGGGCACAGGUUAGUUGAGGUAAUAUGUACAUGUAGGUAGAUUUAUUAAAGUUUACCUUUAUUUAACCAGGCAAGUCAGUUAAGAACAGAUUCUUAUUUUCAAUGACGGCCUGGGAACAGUGGGUUAACUGCCUGUUCAGGGGCAGAACGACAGAUUUGUACCUUGUCAGCUCGGGGGUUUGAACUCGCAACCUUCCGGUUACUAGUCCAACGCUCUAACCACUAGGCUACGCUGCCGCCCCAAAGUGACUAUGCAUAGAUGAUAAAACAGAGAGUAGCACCGGUGUAAAAGAGGGGGGCAAUGCAAAUAGUCUGGGUAGCCAUUUGAUGAGGUGUUCAGGAGUCUUUAUGGCUUGGGAGUAGAAACUUUUUAGAAGCCUCUUGGACCUAGACUUGGCGGUCAGGUACUGCUUGCCGUGAGGUACACCUGACACCUGAAACCCCACCUCUUUAAGGAAUACCUAGGAUAGGAUAAGUAAUCCUUCUCACCCCCCUUUAAGAUUUAGAUGCACUAUUGUAAAGUGACUGUUCUACUGGAUGUCAUAAGGUGAAUGCACCAAUUUGUAAGUCGCUCUGGAUAAGAGCGUCUGCUAAAUGACUUAAAUGUAAAUGUUAAGUGUAGGUAGCAGAGAGAACAGUCUGUGACUAGGGUGGCUGGAAUAUUUGACAAUGGCACCACAUGGCCAGGUCUAUGACCUCCUCCCUAUAGGCAAACUUAAUGAUGGUGUUGGAGUCGUGCCUGGCCGUGCAGUCAUGAGUGAGCCGGGAGAACAGGAGGGGACUGAGCACGCACCUCUGAGGGGCCCCUGUGUUGAGGAUCAGCAUGGCGGAUGCGUUGUUACCUACCCUUACCACCUGGAGUGUCCUGUCAUGAUGUCCAGGAUCUAGUUGCGGAGAGAGGGGUUUGGUCCCAGGGUCCUUAGCUUAUUGAUGAGCUUUGAGGGCACUCUGGUGUUGAACGCUGAGCUAUAGUCUAUGAAUAGCAUUCUCACAUAGGUGUUCCUUUUGUCCAGGUGGGAAAGGGCAGUGUGGAGUGCAGUAGAGAUUGCAUCGUCUGUGGAUCUGUUUGGGCGGUAUGUAAAUUGGAGUGGGUCUAGGGUUCCUGGAAUAAUGAUGUUGAUGUGAGCUAUGACCAGCCUCUCAAAGCACUUCGUGGCUACAGAGAUGAGUGCUAUGGGUCGGUAGUCAUUUAGGCAGGUUACCUUAGUGUUCUUAGGCACAGGAACUAUGGUGGUCUGCUUAUAACAUGUUGGUAUUACCGACUCGGACAUGGAGAGGUUGAAAAUGUCAGUGAAAACACUUGCCAGUUGGUCAGCGCAUGUUCGCAAUACACCUUGUGAAUGUUGACCUGUUUAAAAAUCUUACUCACAUCGGCUGCGGAGAGCGUGAUUACACAGUCUUCUGGAACAGCUGGUGCUCUCAUGCAUGUAUCAGUGUUAUUUGCCUCAAAGCGAGCAAAGAAGUAGUUUAGCUCGUUUGGUAGGGUUGUGUCACUGGGCAGCUUGCGGCUGUGCCUCCCUUUGUAGUCUGUAAUGGUUUGCAAGCCCUGCCACAUCGAAUGAGCAUCAGAGCCAGAGUAGUACGAUUCGAUCUUAGUCCUGUAUUGACACUUUGCUUGUUUGAUGGUUCGUCGGAGGGCAUAGUGGGAUUUUUUAUAAGCUUCCUGGUUAGAAUCCCUCUCGUUAAAAGCGGCAGCUCUAGCCUUUAGCUCAGUGUGGAUGCUACCUGUAAUCCAUGGCUUCUGGUUGGGGUAUAUACGUACGGUCACUGUAGGAACGACGUCAUUGAUGCUCAUAUUGAUGAAGCCAAUGACUGAUGUGGUAUACUCCUCAAUGCCAUCGGAGGAAUCCCGGAACAUAUUCCAGUCUGUGCUAGCAAAACACUCCUGUAGCUGAGCAUCUGCUUCAUCUGACCACUUUUUAUUGAUCUAGUCAUUGGUGUUUUCUGCUUAAAUUUUUGCUUGUAAGCAGGAAUGAAGAGGACAGAAUUAUGGUCAGAUUUGCCAAAUGGAGGACAAGGGAGAGCUUUGUAUGUGUCUCUGUGUGUGAAGUAAAGGUGGUCCAGAGUUUUUUUCCCCCUCUGGUUGCACAUUUAACAUGCUGAUAGAAAUUUGGUAAAACAUAUUUAAGUUUCCCUGCAUUAAAGUCCCCGGCUACUAGGAGCGCCACCUCUGGGUAAGCCUUUUCUUAUGGGGGAAUACAGCUCAUUCAAUGCUGUCUUAGUGCCAGCCUCUGACUGUAGUGGUAUGUAAACAGCUACGAAAAAUACAGAUGAAAACUCUCUAGGUAGAUAGUGUGGUCUACAGCUUAUCAUGAGAUACAAUAGCUAGAGACGUCCUUAGAUAUCGUGCACCAGCUGUUAUUUACAAAAAUACAUAGUACGCUGCCCCUUGUCUUACCAGACGCCACUGUUCUAUCCUGCCGGUACAGCGUAUAACCUGCCAGCUGUAUGUUGAUAGUCACGACUCUGUGAAGCAUAAGAUAUUACAGUUUUGAAUGUCAUGAUCGCAGUUUAAUCAUGCGCGUAGGUUUAUUCUCCAAAGAGUGCACGUUUGUAGCAGAAUGGAAGGCAGUGGGGGUUUAUUCGAUCGCCUACGAAUUCUCAGAAGGCAGCCCACCCUCCGGACCCUUUUUCUCCUCCUCCUCUUCACGCAAUUCACGGGGAUCUGGGCCUGUUCCUGAGAAAGCAGUAUAUUGUUUGCGUCAGGCUUGUCAGACUCGUUAAAGGAAAAAAAGGAUUCUGCCUGUACGUGGUCCCCGUCUGAGAUCAAGAGAGCGGAAAGGCGCCACAGAGAGAACCUCCCCCAGGCCUGCCGACAGACACACAUCCCAAACAUCCACAGCCACGGAAUGCGUCAACAUCACUGUGGUGGUGAAAUCUCGCUGACUCCUCACUCCUCGCCGCUCACUGAAUAAGCCUGUACCGGGCAUUCUGGGAGCAUCCAGUGUUCACAGGCACACAGGAAUGGCAGCGAGGGCCGGGUGAGAGCCCCCAAAUGGCUCCCGUCAUGGCCACAUUUUCUGUGUAUUAGUGACUUUUUACACUGUGGAUAAGGGAUGACUUUACAUUGGGCCCAUGGAUUCCAGUAUCUGUAAAGACUAGAACCUGCCCAUGUGCAUACUUACCUCUUAUCAAUAUCUGAAAGUACAGUACCUGAUGACCUAGUGGACCUUGUUAUUCCCAGUAGCAGUGCUGAACCAUACGAGGGGAUCCUAGUAUUGAACAUGACUCAUGGGGAGGAGCCUGGCCCUGAGACACACACGGAUUCAGCUGUUCUAACUUAUCUGGAAGGUUUACUGAUGCAUCCCGUGGCGUCUGGGCCUGGGGCCACGGCAACCCGGAGAUCAGAGGCUGCCCGAGUGCACGGCAACCAGGUGGAGCAAGUCAACAAGAUGGCCCGACCCUUCCAGAUGCCCAGCCACGGCCCCGCCAUCGCCACUGUUCAGAAGGCCGGGAACGGCCCUGCCCUGCACCAUGGGGUCUCCCAGAACCUGAAGAAGGCCCGGCUGCUCCGCUCAGGGGCCUGGAAUGAGCCUGGAGCCCAGAGGCUGAGCUCCCCCCCUGUGGAGCUGCCCAGCCAGGGGGGUGGAGGAGACCUGCAAAACGGGGCCUUGGAGGGCUCUCCUCAUGCUGGGGAGAGCACCCUGCUGGCCUCCCUGCUCCAGUCCUUCAGCUCCAGACUGCAGAAUGUAGCCAUGUCGCAGCAGUCCACCAAACCCCCCAGCGAGCACUCCCCGCCCACUGUGCCCCCUCCUGCUGCAGACAAGGAGCGGCUCGCCUGCUACGGCAUGGCCUCCAGCCGCCUCAAGGGCCUGAUGAGGAAGAGCAAGAUGCAGAACCACAGUAACACGCCUUACAGCCGGCGAGGCCACGGCCACGGCCAUAGCCAGGACAGGCCCUCUGAGCCUCCCUGCUCGGUACAGAGCAGCACCCCUCCUUCUACCCCUACCGCUUCUACUGCUUCCACUGAUGCUCAGUCCUGUGCAGAACGGCUCAAGGCUGUGGCCAACCUGGUAAAGAUCCGUUCCAGCCCUGCCCCCUCGCCCAAGCCCAGUGUGGCCUGCAGUCAGCUGGCCCUGCUGCUCUCCAGUGAGGCCCAUCUGCAGCAGUACAGUAGGGAGCAUGCACUCAAGGUCCAGCAAUCGGGACACUCGGCCAGCUCCAGACUGGCCGCCAUGGCAACGCAGCAGACCCAGGACAUGAGGCCGCCCAGUGUGGGAGAGGCUCCGCCCACCAGCACCACCACCGUUGCCCUAGACACGCAAAGCUCCUUAACUGCCCAAAACAGAAUAGCGACAACAACACUCCCCCGCCUGGCUCUAAACUCUAGCUCAAAGCAGCGAAGCCCCUCCUCCAUGCUGCCAGCCCACAGCUCACCCUGCCCCACCCCUCUUCCUCUGCCCCUCAACCCCCAAACCCACACCGACACCCAGACCCAACCUCGAACCCCCACAAAUGAGAAACGUGGCUUUGACUCGCGCCACGCCAGGCCCCCCCAGACCUGUAGCAGCCUGCUCCUGCUUCUCCUCAACAACCACAACAACCAGAAGCAGCUGACUAAGAACGGGCACCUGGAGGACGACUGUGGGGUCCUGCCCCCUAGCCGUGGCUCCUCAGUCACCUCCGACAGCGAGUGCUCUGUCCAGGAGAAGGCCCUGGCCAAGAGAGAGGAGAGCUGCAGCGACGCAGAGAGCUCCUAUUCCAGCUGUUCUCCCAUUGACCUAUCUAUAAGGAGCAGGGCCAGCACCAGAGCCCCAGAGACCAGGCCUAAAGCCACCUCCCCCUCCACCUCUGUUUCUUACUCUUCCUCUUCUACAGCUUUCUCCUCCAGCUCUUCUUCUGCUAUCUUCUCCUCUGCCCCUACUGUUUUCUCUUCCUCCACUGCUUUCUCUUCCUCCUCUACCGUUCUCUCACCUUCCUCCACUGCUUUCUCUACCUCCUCUACCAUUCUCUCCUCUUCCUCCACUGCUUUCUCUUCCUCCUCUUCCUCCUCCUUAGACAAACUCACUGAGUCCUUGCUAAACAAGUGGAAGCCAGAUCCCUCCGGUUCGAAGGUCCCCCAGGUUAAGAAGGAGAUUGAAAUGAGCCCAGACCUUAAGUCCCACCCCAGGGUCACUCUCAUGCAGCUCCUUCUGGAGCGCAAGAAUAACGACAAGGUAAACAAAAUUUUGGUUAAUCCAGAUUUGCAGCAUGACGCAACCCUGUCCAGUCUGUCACGGGGCCCACUUAAAUCACUGGUCCCCUGGGAGGAAGUAAGGACACAGAGCCCUCUGGACAGAUCAGGCCUUCCAUUGUACUCUCUCAGCCGAGACCCCAGCAGCACCCCAUCCCCCUACCCCUCUCCCCAUGUCCAGUCCAGCCCUCUGGAUCUGUGUAAGUCUAAACCCUUCCCUGCUGAGAAAGCUGCAGAUGAGCCGGCGUUCAGCGCCAGCAAACUGUUACAGAACCUGGCCCAGUGCGGCACCGCCUCGCCCUCCCCACCCAUGGUUCCCAGCAAAGUACCCAGACGGGAGCUGGAGGUGGGUGGUGGCAGGCCUCUGGCUCUGCUGGAGAGGCUCAAUGCCCCCAUCCAGAGGAACACAACAAUUACCCCCCUCUCAGACAGGCCCUCGGGCAGUGGCACACCGUCGUUCGGUCGCCGGGGGGAGGUGUCGCCCACCUCAUCCCAGAUCGAGAACCUUUUGGAGCGUCGCACAGUACUGCAGCUCCUGCUGGGAGCAAACUCCUCCUCUGCCUCCUCCGUGGCCCCAGCCACCCACAGAGACAGAGACAGAGACAGGUCCGGUGGGAGGUGCAGUAUGGAGACGGCAGCGGGGAGCUGCUAUGAGAAGCCCCCUGGCACCUCUGUCAUCUGUGACAGAUCCAAGGGGCCCUCGGCAGCAGAAUUCAAGGUUAAAACUGAACCGGGGGAAGAGAUUCUAGGCCUGUUGUCCUCUACAGUAUGUCAGGAUGUGACGAGCAGAAAGAGAAGGGGAGGAGGAGGAGGGUAUGACGACAGGCACAGCCCGCUCUCUGAACCCCAGCAGGACCUAAAAAAAGAGCCCAGGCCCACAGAGGUCAUUGCUAAAUAUGGCCUCCUUAGCCAGCUCCUAAAACAGCAGAGCGCCACCUACUACACCAGCGCUAAACAGCCACACACAGAUCGCCGGCCAAGCCCUGUCCCUGUAAAGGAGGAGCAGAGAGACUACCACCACCAGGGACCCUGCCCUAAAAAGAGACGGCUCUGCUCAGAGCUGGCUAUGAGCCUGAACAAUGGCAGUCCUCAGAGGUCCGUGGUGGACAUUGGAAGCAGCCACAGCCACAAUAGCCUGGUCCAAAGCCUGGUCCAUAGCCAGAUACAGGAGGAGCCUGAUUACCACAGGAGCCUCAGGAGCCCUAAUGAGGAGGAGGCCCCAGUCAGGAGCCCCAGCAGUGAAGCUCUCCUCCCCAGGGAGAGCCGGGGCUUCAACGUGCUCAAACAACUGCUCUUGUCUGACAAUUGUCUGAAGGAGCUGUCCCAGCAGCCCCGGGGAGUCCCUAGCCCCUCUGUCCCCUCUGUGCUGCAGACCAACGGCAAAGCCAACGGGAGCAUCCUCAACCUCAAUCAGUCAGGCUACAAUCAACACGACCUCCUCAACCUGCCUACCCUGCCCUGGCACCACCCCCAUAGCUCCCUCAACUCAGGGCCACCCAGCCGCCUCAGACCCCUGCCCACCCCCCAGACAGGGGACAUCAGUCAACGCUCCCCCUGGGGGCGUCACACAGCCCCCCCACCCCGUCAGGACUCGCCCAAACGGUACCCCACCCCGGUGAAACGGGAGCCGGAGAGCCCGGUGCAGUGGGCAGGUCGAGACCUGGAGGAGGAGGGCCGUGACUUGAGCCCAGACUCCCCCCGGCUCACCCGCUCCAACCCCAUCCUGUACUACAUGCUGCAAAAGGGUAGCGCUCAGCUGAGGAGGGAGGGGAGGGACCAGGCGGAGGGGACCCAGGGGUCAGGGCCAGGAGUGAAGGUGAAGGAGGAGCCAGGUAAUGAUGGCCAUGAUGCCUAUGAACACAAACUGAGCUCUGCCACCACCACCCAGCACUCCUCCCUGUCCCCUCCCUACAAUAACGACAAGCACAGCCACAAAAACGACAGGCUGAGCGACUCAUCUGACAAUUGGUAGUUUUAAUGACUUUCAUUAACUAAAAAUAAAAAAUUGCCAAAUAAAUUUGUAGUUAGAUGAGAAGAAAUAACAACAAGGAAUGCAAGAGUGAGGAUUUUGAAUGAAAAGAACCGAGCAAAUGAAUUCAAGGCAUUCUUUUCAUUACUGUAUCAUAAUUAUCGAUGACUCGGUUUACGGAAUGGGUGGUACGAUAUAUCUCUACUUCAACAGAAUGUCAAAUCACUUGCACCAAAAUUAGGUCAUUGUCAAAUUUGAACAUGCCCACUGGUGAUUUCCAUACAGUAUGUAUUUCACAUUCUUAAAUGAAUGAAAGAAAGCACCUUUCAAAGAAGUUGUCUGGUUUUACUCCAAUGAUCUGUGUCUGUAUUGCACACAUAUCACUAUUCUGUGUCCUCUUUGUUGGCACCUGUAAAACAUUGAUCAAGAACAUUUCCAGCUAACUUUAUUAUUGAUGACUCCAAAAAUCACUGCAUCUUUAUUUAUUUUCCCAACAGGAAGUUUUCAGAUAGACAGAGAGCAUACAUUUCUGAUCAAACCCUAAAUAUAGUCAUACCAGGGUAAGCACAGCAGUACAUUAAAACAUACACGAUAGAGACACGUUUAAAGGAAGACCCUGUGAACAAUGUUCAUAAUCAAAUCUACUAAAGGUACCCACAGUUCAAUUCUGUUAGAGGGCUCUGUGUUGGUUGCUCCUGCACCUUCUCCUCAAGACUGAUUGAAUUAUAUGAUCAUCAGUGAGUCGACUCUGUCGACUGACAGACAGGGCUCAUGUGGUCACAACGCAUUGCAUUUUGCUUUGUUAUGUAAUGAACUUGUUGGGGCUACGUUUUGACAGUGCAGAUUGGGGGUGACGUCUUAAUAGAUGGUAAUACAACUGGUAAUACAGCUAUUACUGAAUAGUAGUAGUAGAGGUUAUUUAAAAAACCUUUGACGAGCCUACCUGUGGGACAGUGAGUUGUGGGUGGUUGUAGUAGUUGUAUACCAGUGGAGGCUGCUGAGGGGAGGACCGCUCAUAAUAAUGGCUGGAACUGCGCAAAUGGUAUGGGAUCAAACACAUGGAAACCAUGUGUUUGAUGUUGUUGAUGCCUUUCCACAUAUUCCUCUCCAGCCAUUACCACGUGCCCGUCCUCCCCAAUUAAGGUGCCACCAACCUCCUGUGUUGUAUACAGGUUCUGGGCAACAGUUAAAAUACUGCAGCAUCUGCAUAACUAUUAGUUCCCAAUGAAUUCAAAACGAAUGGUUUUGAAAUAUAAAUGCUUAUUCUGAAAUGUAAAAAAUGCAGUCUAAUUUGAUAUUGUACCCCUGAGUUUGCACUGUCAAAGUUGAGCUGUUGGUGUCCUUAAAAAUAAUAUGUUUAUGGCAUGUAAUGAAAAACUGUCAGUGUUGUUAUCCAUUGAGAAUUUGACCGUUUGUAAAGCUUAUCUUGUGUUUCUUGAUUCUCGUGCUUUUAUAGACACCUUUUACUUUCUAGGCGGUUUCUUAGCUCAUAUUAAAAUGUAAAAAAUAAUUGCAUGGAAAUAAAGAGGAAACCACAGGUACAUUUUAAAGCAGCUGGAUAUGACGUGAACCUGUCACCCAAUAAUCAUUGAGACAUUGUUGGUGUUUUGAGGGCUUAUCUGAUCUCUAGCUCGUUAUUUGGAUUGUACUGUAUUUGAUCCGUUUCUGGUUUCAGUUUCCCACACUGCUGUCAUCCAUUUAGUCUUACAUGUGAUCUUUUUUAAUACACAUACAUAUGAAGUACAUAUUCAGUACGUUUCUUCUAUUAUUAAUAGAUUUUCACAAUGGUUAAAUAUAUUUGUGUAAAUAGUACUUUCAUUAUGAAAGAUAACUAUUUUGUAUUGGUGAAGAAAAAUAUAUUACCCUAGUUUUUAAUGCCCGGAAAAAUGUAAAUAUGAAUUCUAUGCGUAAUAGUGUACAUACAUACAAAUGACAGAGGUUGCUAUGCCCAUUUUUUGGUUGGUUUGUUCUUUGCAUGUGUCUCUAUGUGGUAAAAUGAUAAUCUAUCCUGCGCUGUGUUGUGUAAUACUGUCUGACUCUCCUCACUGCUGCCUGUUGCAUGCAGACGCAUGGGAACUACCUGUGUAUCCCUACUGGUGAUGGGGCAAACAAAAUGUCAAGUCUUAAAAUAGGUCUUUUUAUCACAGAGAGAGAGACGGUCAUUUAGAACAUGAACAGUCCCUAAAUAACCACAGACUGUUGAGCAAGUGGAGAAAAUGUGUGAAAAUAAACGUGCAUUGAAUAUUUUUGUGAUUUUAUUUUCUGUUACUGGUUGAUGACAGAGCAGUGGUAUGAAGUACAAUCAUAGACCUACUGGCAUUGAGCAUCUGAAACAUACAUUUGUAGCAAAAAGAAAGUUUUUGUUUCAUUUUUCCAUGUGACAACCUGAAACAUUAUUUCAUUUUUUAUGUUUGCAUUUUUUUGGGUGUUCAUUUGCACUGAUAUCUCCAAAAUAAAGUACUAAAAUGCU